GCUCUCAGUGCAUGUUAGCCCGAAUUGUAAGCUGAGAAAGAUCCUUUCGGGUCCUAUAAAUUGAUUUCAUGGUCAGGCUAGUGUACGAUAGCGAAAUCUGCAAGGAAUUUCUCCCGGAAUCUGUAUAUCGAUUGAUGAUUGAAGGGUUUUCUUUUUGAUUCUGUUGACGAUCUUUGUAUCCGGCAUUCGAUCUUCUUCACCUCUGAUUCUUUUCAGGGGUGGAUAUUUUGACAAUAUGAGGUCAACUCUGUAUGACAUGAUGGAAAGGAAGGCUCCCUCCUUGGUUGAACUUUGUAUUCGGUCUGCAAUAGAUAAUGUUAGGUAUCUUGGGGAUGUUGGGGAGACAGACAUAUACUUAUUGAAGGAUAUUUUAACGCACUGUACGGUUGAUCAACUGAUGCACAUAGAGAAUUCUACAACUGAUAGAGAUCUAAGUCCAGUAACAGAUAAUUUAUGGAAAAAAUUUUAUGAACAAAACUUUGGUGCUAAAAGCACUGAUCUUGUGAUUGAAAGAAUGAAGCAAAAGAAAGUUUCAUUCAAAUGGAAGCAGUUGUAUGAGGCAAAACUCAAGGACUGGGAUGAAGCACAGAAGAAAUCUGUUGAUCGACUUAAGCAACUUUAUGAGAAAGAAACCGUUAGAAAACAAAGUAGGCAGGUUCGGCUUUGUACAAAAGUUCCACCUUCAACCGGCAAAAGAAGCUUUUAUGGAGGGCCUGGAUCUUGCAAUGGCGUUUCAAAUGUAAAAGGGAACCUGAUGAAAAAGGCAAAACUGGAAUUUCUUAACAGUCCUGAGGUAAAAUUUGCAGCCAUGAAGAAGGCCUUGCAAAGGAAUCAAGGAACUUCUCACACAAUAAAACCCACUGGUCUUCUUGGAAAGGGUUCUUCUUCAAGUUCCAGAACAACACCACCAUUUCAAAGAAGAUCUUAGCAAUCCACCUUGGGAAUCUGGUCGGUCCUUGUUGAGGAGUGAAUUGUUGCAUCUGUACUUGAUCCUCAAUAUUUGAGAAGUUGUGUUGUAGUGCAUCCUUGGGUUAUGGUGACUGUUG
This is a messenger RNA of Telopea speciosissima, 1046 nucleotides long. RefSeq lists its product as uncharacterized. The transcript is spliced from 8 exons. Gene Ontology annotation, biological process: transcription elongation by RNA polymerase II. Bases 236 to 928 code for a protein of 230 amino acids. Gene Ontology annotation, cellular component: elongin complex; nucleus. The record is from RefSeq and is a predicted model, not a curated record. NCBI's taxonomy places the organism in Eukaryota, Viridiplantae, Streptophyta, Magnoliopsida, Proteales, Proteaceae.